AUGUCCACCCGCAAGAGGAAGCAAGACGAGGAGGAGGAGCUCGUUUCUCUCCCCGAUGACGACGGUGAAGAGGAAGAGGAGUACCAGUCUGAGGAAGACGAGGAAGUUGAUGAUGAUGACGGAGAGGAGGAGGAAGAGGAGGAGUACGACGAGGCUGACGCCGAAGACGACGCGGAGGCCAACGGUGUAGCAGCAGACAAAGCUCCCCCCUCGAAGAAGCGGAAGACCGAAACAGCCGAUGCCGAUGAGGCGGCCGCUGCUGACGAGGAAGAGGAGGCAGAGGAUGAGCCUGAGGGCGAAGACGACGCCGAGGAAGAGGCUGAGGGCGAGGGCGACGAAGAGGAGGAGGCGGCCAACGGCGUGGAGGACGCUCCUGCCAAGGGCGACGUCAAGGCCGCCGACGCACCUGCUGCCACCAACGGCGAUGCGGCCGCUGCCGUCGCUGCUGGCGGCGAUACCGAGGACUAA
Molecule: messenger RNA, 468 nt
Organism: Colletotrichum karsti
Lineage: Eukaryota; Fungi; Ascomycota; Sordariomycetes; Glomerellales; Glomerellaceae
Exons: 3
Coding region: 1-468 (155 amino acids)
Source: RefSeq, a predicted model, not a curated record